AUGUCGGACGGGAAAACUAAACCAGACUACGGAGCUAUCCCGAGCGCGCGCGAGGAACUGCGCCGCUGCCUGCCGCUGACGGCCGGCUCCUCCUGCCGGCAGGUGACGAGCAUGCCGGCCCCGACGCUGCCGCCGCCAGCCAGUCUUCCAGGCGGCCUGACGCGACGCGAUGGCCCGCAAGCUGCGACCCCCGGACGCGGCCGCCGCUCGCGCGCGCACUGCCUGCCCCUCUGCCUGAGCCUCGAUAAAAGUCAUGAAAUUGCACAGGAGGACAAAGACUGCAUACGUCAAUAUAUUUUAUUUUUCAGGGAGCAGCUGCGCUCAGCUGAGGAGGCAGCCAUGGAGGCGACCGCGCCGCAGCCACAGCCGCAGCCGCAGCCGCAGACGGCGCAGCCCGGCUGCGGGCCGAGCGCGCCGGGCGCCUCCGCCGCCGCCGCCGCCAGCGUCGGCGUCGGCCUCGGCCUCGGCGUCGGCGUCGGCGUCGGCAGCUACGCGCACAGCGUCGACCUCAUCAUCGGCGACUUCAUGGAGCGCCUCGGGUCGCGGCUCAGCAUCCUCGAGACCGAGCUCAAGUACGCGUGGAGGGCGCUCGACCUGCUGUCGCAGGAGUACCUCAAGAUGUGGGAACGCCUCGAGAAGCUCGAACUGCUGCUGUACGAGCAGCAGGCCGUGAUCGCGCAGCUGCUCGACUUCUACACGGCGGUGGGCACCGGCGAGGCGGGCGACGAGCGCGUGCCCGUCGUCACGGCCGAGGACCUGGAGGCGGAGCGGCUCUCGCGGGAGAUCACGUCGCUGCUGCAGCAGACCGCGUCGGCGUCGGCGUCGGCCGGCCCGUCGGCGGCGGCGGCGGCUGCGGGGGCGGCGGAGCGGCGCGCGGCGGCCGUGGCGGCGGCGGCGGCGGCCGCUGCUGCUGCUGCGGCGGCGGCGGCGGCGUCGGGUGCCGACGACGUGCUGCACGUCCCCGACGAGGCCUUCUACCGCAGCCUCAACAACGCCUACCGCGACGACCUGGUGACGCCGGCGGACGUGGCCGCCGUGCCGCCCAUCGCGACGUCGCAGCUCGGCAUGAUCUGGGAGGAAGCGGAGGACGUGGAGGAGAACGGCGCUUCCGUCACUGUCACCACCAAGGAAGAGCAGCCGAGCGCCGGUAGCAGCGUGGGCGACGCCGAGGAAGAGGUGGAGGUGUACAGCGCGCUCGACUACAAGGACUACCGCGGGGACUCCCCUUGCGUGAGCGAGCAGGACCUGGCGCGGCUGAGCGCCAUCGACCAGGUCGCGCUGGAGAAGCUGCAGGAGCUGGACCGGCUGACGUCGAAGCUGCAGAGAGACUCGCGGGACCUGCGCGAGCUGCAGGACCGCCUGCUGCUGGACACGCCGGCCGGGUCGGCGCUCGCCGAGGAGAAGGCCGCCGCCGCCGCCGCCGCCGCCGCCGCCGGCGACACCAGCGUCAUCGACCAGCAGCUGCGCCAGAUCUACGUGGACGCCGACCUGGACGGCUGGAGCUGCCUGUCCGACCUGGGCAAGUCGCGCUCCAGCUCGCGCCUCUCCACCGACAGUGGCACCACCGACCCGGAGGUGGCGGCUGCGCUGCGCUCGGCCGGCGCCGCCCCCGGGUCCGCGCCCUCGCCGCGGGCCUCGCCCCGGCCGCACCGCCGCCUCUACUCCGACGUGGCGCCGCCGCGGUACGACUACGACAAGCUGCCGUCGCCGGCGGGCAGCCUGCGCACGCGGCAGGACGGCUACGUGGGCGGGUCGACGCCGCCGCCGCCCCCUCCGCCGCCGGCGCCGUCGGGCCAGCGCGGACAGCUGGACCUGGACCUGUCGGCGACGCCCAGCCCGUCGCCUUCGAGCCCGCCACCGCCAGCGCCGCCGGACCACUUCCCUCUGCCCGGCAAAGACACCCUAUCUUCCGCCGCGUCCUCCAGACCGCCUCCACCCGGGAGCCCGGCGCCGUUCGCGGCUCCCAAAUCUGCGUCAAUUACUUCUCUCUCUUCCGAGCUGCAGCAGCAGCAGCAGGGUAGGCUCAGUCCGAGGACGCCGCACUCCCCGAAGUCGCCGCGAAUGUCUCCAAAAAAUGUGCUCAAGUUGUCUUCGUCUUCUAACAUAUGUACCGCCAAAUCGGAUUCGGGGCUGUCGUCUAUGAGCGGUUGGUCGAGUGUCGAAAAGUCACCCGGGUCGCCCAAGAGCUCGUCCAACAAGACCCCGCCUUCCUCGUACGCGACGGCGGCGGAAGCGCUGAUGCUGGGGAAGACGGAUGCGUUCCCGCAGCCGGGCGACAUCAGCCCCCGUCCGCACACCAGUUCCUACGGCGACUUCCUGUACCGCAGCGAGCAGCCGGCCAUAUACUCCGUAGCGGGCAGCAACCGCCAACAACAGGCCUACACUUCGGUCUACACUAGCGGUACGGCUAGUUACAAGCCUACCGUAGGGGGAUUCCCCGACCUCGUCGAACCGUGCAACAACAACGAACAAAACAAUCUAGUCGGCGGCUACCGCAGCUACCGAGACGACCUUCAACAGCAGCAAAAUAAUUACCGUUACAACGACCGAGGAAGCAGCAGUGACCGCAAAUAUCAGCAGCAGCACCAGCCGGUGUAUCGGUACUACCCCGACAACGAAACGCCGAGCUCUUACCGCUACAUGGCCGAGCCACGAGGGCAGCCACCCACCAGGAGUCUAUCGACGAGCGUUUACCCCACUACGUCCGCUCCCGUCGGUCAGCAGUAUCCUAGCAAAAAGUCCCUCCAGCGCGGCCAUUCGACGGGCUCUGUUCCCAGCCAGGGUGUUUCCAAUAUGGAGGGCUACAAGACGGCCAUGUACAGGACUAUGUUCCCCACCGGCAAUAUUACUGACGCUCUUUCUUAUUAUCCCACAAGCAAUCGCUAUGACAAUAAUGUAAUGAUGCAGCAGCAGCAACAACAGCAAAUACAAGGCGGUAACUAUGCCCAGCAGUGGGCACCACUGGAUCAACAACAGAGUAUCAGUGUUGCAGGAAUGACUAUGAAACGUGACCACACGUCAAGUUCGAUUAGGUCUGUCGAGACGACGCAGCAGCAACAGCAGGAUCACGCAUAUAUGAUGGCACAGUAUGACCCGAGACGGCAGCAGGACGCUACGUCGGAUAGACGAGAAGAUUACGGUGGUCCACGCGAGUACACCUGGAGCCAGCGGUCAGAUUUAGAGCUAGAUCUACGCAAUAGGAACCUUCCCGAGCACCACCACCUCAUACAAGACGGUCCAGAGUACUUCGAUCCGAGCAGUGUGAUAGUCUCCCAGUCUGGUUACAUCUCCAUAGCAGCCGAUAUCAAAGAUCCAACCUACGCAGUGGAGGAGCGGUCGAGCAAGAGGGGAAAGCUGAAAUCUGCCAUGAGCUCAGUCAGCAGCUGGCUGCCAGACUUGCACUUGUCUAGCAAGCGACACCGCUCCCAUUCACUGCCGGCUGGCGUGCGCCGCGAAGAUCUGGCGAUGGGAGGCAAGGCGACCAGUCGCACAAACGCCGCCUCCAAACAACAGUACGUCAGCACGCUGCCCCGCAAAAAGAAGAAGAACCCUCUGGUUUCUACGGUCUCGGGCAUCUUGCAGAAGGCCAAACGUAAGGGCAGCAGUGGCGCCCACUCGCUGUCAGAUCCGGAACAGUCGGAAACGGAGUGGAGCGGACGAACCAGCGUCGUAUCCGACAGCGAGGAUAGCGUCUUCUCCGAUGCUGCGACGCCAGAACACGGUCCUGUAUUCGUCAAAGUGCAACGACAACAGCAGCAGCAACAACAACAACAACAACAACAACAGCAGCAGCAACAACAACAACAGCAGCAGCAGCAGCAGCAGCAACAACAACAACAACAACAGCAGCAACAACAGCAACAGCAACAUCAGCAGUACCUGCAGGAGCAGGCGAUACUAAUUCAACAACAGCAACAGCAACUUAUGGACCAGGAACAGCUGUCCCUCCAGCAACAGCAGCAGGUACUGCAGAAGCAACAGCAGCAGAUCGAGAAGCAACAGCAACAAAUCGACAAACAGCAACAGCAGAUCGAGAAGCAGCAGCUGCAGUUGAAAAUAGAAGAGUCCAACUUGGCGGCUGCGCAGCCGGAACCCAAGGCGGAGAUACCGAAAAGCAGCAGCAAGCCGAUCGACCUGGCCGAGUCGGCGUCGCUGUUCGCGACGGUGGGCGACGUGAAACGCAGUUCGGCCCCGACGCAGCCGGCGACCACUCCGGAGGACGGCGCGCCGCCGCCCGCCGACAAGAUCCACCUGCCGCCAGGGGCCAUCGGAGGCGCGUCGCGCGAGUUUGCCGUCUCGCGGGCGCUCGGCAAGUACCGCCAGAGGCAGUCCUCCACCGUGUCUGAGGACCAGACGGGGGCCGAGGACGCUGUCGGCACUGGUGCCAACAAGAUGGCCGACGACAGCCAGUCGCAGAUGUUCUCGGAAGAGGAGGACGAGGAGUUGGAGGACCAGCAGCAGCAGCAGCAGGAGACGGAAGUGGAGCGGAAAGUGAAAGCGAUGCAGGAGGGAAACGAGCCAGCCCCGCAGCCGGCCCCCCGGGGAAGCCCCUCGCAGUCCGGCGUGCGGGGCGUGACGCCAGGGGGCCCCCCUCCGCAGCCGCGGCAGAGCCUCGAGGUGCCGUGGGGCCGCGACCUGCCGCAGGCGCAGGACGACGACGUGCGCAGCACGCACUCGUGGCGGAGCGCGUCGCGCGUGUCGUCGCGCCGACAGAGCACCGAGGACAGCAUAGACAGCGAGGACGAGUGGUACUGCUACGAGCUGCGCAAGCUCGAGGAGCUGGAGCGCCGCGUAGAGACCGGCGUGCUUCUCGAGCCGGAGCCACCAUCGUUCGAGCCGGGCGAGGACAUCAAGGAGCAGAUGUCCUUCGUCCUGCAGGAGCUGCGGCUCAAGACGCGCCUCGUGGAGGCAGACGAGCAACCUCGCAGGGUCAGAGCCUCCGACCUAUGGGGACCCGAAGAAGAGGACCAACUGGAGGUGCCGCCCACAGGGGCAGCUGCAGUCGCGGCCGAUGAGAGGCGCCGAUCCUCCGACGAAGAGUCUUCGUCGGGGGAGACGAGUGGCCCCGAUAGCCCCGACGAGGACGACAUGCUGUACGACGAAAUGAGGGAGGCGGAGCGCGGCCCUGUCUCUGUACAGGAGUACGAGGGGCCGACGGCGGCCGACCGAGACCGCGAGCAGCUGGUGGACGAUUCUGCCGCCACCCCAGCGGCGGUGGCGCCGCCUCCGGGGGCGGGAGGUCCCGGCAGCAAGUGGAAGCUGCUGAAGGCGCUCAAGGAGCGCAAGGCGGAGGAGAAGAUACACGAAGCGGCCGCCGCGGCGACCCCGGGCGCCAGCACGUGCGCCAGCACGGCCGCUUCUGUAAGUAGGUUCGGGCCGAGCGCCGUCGGCAUUGCUGCCGCCCAGCGCCUGUGA
This is a messenger RNA of Schistocerca piceifrons (Central American locust), 5415 nucleotides long. RefSeq lists its product as uncharacterized. The transcript has 11 exons. Bases 1 to 5415 code for a protein of 1804 amino acids. Lineage: Eukaryota; Metazoa; Arthropoda; Insecta; Orthoptera; Acrididae. The record is from RefSeq and is a predicted model, not a curated record.